Molecule: messenger RNA, 2622 nt
Organism: Striga hermonthica
Lineage: Eukaryota; Viridiplantae; Streptophyta; Magnoliopsida; Lamiales; Orobanchaceae
Source: the annotation of a GenBank genome assembly
AUGCUCCAGGAAGUCACCAUAAAAAGCGAGCCCAGUAUACUCGAUUUUCACCGUCUAAUGGAGCUCACAAACUACAGUGACAAGGGGAACUGUCAAUUAGCCAACUUGAUAAAAAACUGGGAAUUCAAACAAGAAAACGCAGUUCGACUCCUCUGGGAAGAGCUCGACACACUCAGCAAACAGCAGCAAGAAGUCGAGCUCAAGAAGCUCGAGAUUCUUGAAGAGCACAGGUUCGAGAGUGAUGGAAUUUUUGGAGGGGAUAAACGGCCCGUCUCGAUUCUUGACGAGAAUAUGAAGUAUUUGUAUCAGGAUUUGCCGAGGAGGAGAAAUGAAGUGGUUUUGAAGGAUGAAAAGAAGGUGGAGAUUGAUGAUGGCGAGUAUGAUAGUGUGGUGAAUUGGAAGCAGAGGGCUGUGCAGUUGGAGAAGCUUCUAGAAGCUAGCUUGGGGAGGGAACAAGUUCUGCUCGAGAAGCUUCAGGAGAGUAUCGAGAAUUUGGAGAGGCAGUCUUCGCCUGUUGAGGAGCUCUCGCAGGUUUUGAAAAGGCCCGAUAAUUUCUUGCAUUUUGUUCUGCAGAAUGCGCCUGUUGUGAUUGCUCACCAGGAUAAGGAACUAAGGUACCGUUUCAUUUUUAACCAUUUUCCGAGUCUUGGAGAGCAGGACAUUAUAGGCAAAACGGACGCGGAGAUCUUUUCUGGGGUUGGCCUGAAAGAAUCGGUAGAUUUCAAAAGGGAUGUCCUCGAGCGAGGACUUCCCGCCAAAAGGGAGAUCACAUUCGAGACCGAGCUGUUUGGUUCAAAGACAUUCUUAAUAUAUGUCGAGCCCGUUUUCAGCAAGACAGGCGAGACAAUCGGUGUAAAUUACAUGGCAAUGGAAGUAACUGAUCAGGUCAGAAAGAGAGAGAGAAUGGCAAAACUUAGAGAAGAAAUGGCUGUCCAAAAAGCUAAAGAGACAGAGCUUAACAAAACAAUCCACAUAACAGAGGAAUCAAUGAGAGCGAAAAAAAUGCUCGCAACAAUGUCUCAUGAGAUAAGGUCUCCUCUAUCGGGAGUUGUAAGCAUGGCCGAGAUUCUUUCGACCACUAAUCUCGAUAAAGAACAAAAUCAGUUUCUGAAAGUGAUGUUGUCUUCUGGUGAUUUAGUCCUUCAACUGAUUAACGACAUUCUUGACCUUUCAAAAGUCGAGUCAGGAGUUAUGAAAUUGGAAGCUACCAAAUUUAGACCAAGAGAAGUGGUAAAACACGUUCUUCAGACAGCAGCAGCUUCAUUACAGAAAUUACUAACCUUAGAAGGUCAUGUAUCGGACGAUGUUCCUGUGGAGGUUAUUGGAGAUGUCCUAAGGAUUCGACAAAUUCUCACAAACCUGGUCAGCAAUGCCAUCAAGUUUACUCAUGAAGGAAAGGUCGGAAUAAACCUCUAUGUGAUCCACGAGCCAUCGACAAUAGCUAAUACGAUGAAAGACAUGUCAAUGUCUGAUCAGCAUGAAAACGGGACGUGUGAAAACCAAAAUCUAAACAAUGGGUCUACUGAGAAAGAAGAUGAAAAGGACACGAUAAAUGAGGAACGAGUCGUGUGGAUACGUUGUGAUGUUUACGAUACGGGCAUUGGAAUACCCGAAAAUGCAAUACCAACCCUUUUCAAGAAAUACAUGCAAGUUGGUGCAGACACUGCUCGAAAAUAUGGUGGGACGGGACUCGGCCUCGCAAUCUGUAAACAACUGGUCGAGCUAAUGGGAGGCCAACUCACCGUAUCCAGCGUGGAAAACCAGGGCUCGACUUUCACUUUCGUGCUCCCUUACAAGGUCUCGUCGGCCUCCGAAACGAACUCCGACGACCCAGACGAGCUUUCCGAUUCUGAACACGAACUCUCGGGCGUGUUCCUUUUCCCUCCGCGCAACCUCGGCUCCUUGUUCUCCUCCCAAGCUUCCGGAAGGAUCCAGAAGAAGCUCGGCCCGAAUAAUUUUACCCUCAACAAAUGCAACGGGCUAUUAUUGUUGGAGGAGGACUCAUUAUUACCUCCCACUAGCACGGUAACUUCGGAAAGUGAGAAAAUUGAUGGGCAAUUUCGCCCCUAUUCUUGUACUCCGGAGGCUUGUGUGGCUCCGUGUCUGGAUGACGAGAGUUCCGAGUGCAGCUCGUCUAGCAAUAGUCUCGAUAUCUUGGGAGUUUGCUCGAGGCCGAAAAUUCUUCUCGUCGAGGAUAAUGAGAUUAAUGUGAUGGUGGCGAAAUCAAUGAUGAAGCAAUUGGGGCAUGAGAUUGACGUCGUGCAUAAUGGAUUAGAGGCCCUUCGCAUGGUUCAAUCCAACGAUUAUCAUCUCAUUCUAAUGGAUAUAUGCAUGCCGGUUAUGGACGGUCUUCAAGCUACGAAACUGAUCAGAUCAUAUGAGGAAACCGGUAAUUGGGACGAGGCGUUAAAAGCCGAAGUCGAUAUUCAGUUGCCUUGUCGAAAUUCUUGCUCGAAUUCACGAGUAGGAAAAACGAGAAAGAGGAUUCCUAUUGUAGCGAUGACGGCAAAUGCAAUGUCGGAAAGUGCGGACGAAUGUUACGCGAAUGGGAUGGACUCGUUCGUGACGAAGCCGAUUACUUUUCAGAACUUGAAAAAAUGUUUACAACAGUACCUCCUCUGA